Messenger RNA from Meleagris gallopavo (turkey), 1503 nucleotides. NCBI's taxonomy places the organism in Eukaryota, Metazoa, Chordata, Aves, Galliformes, Phasianidae. The record is from RefSeq and is a predicted model, not a curated record.
AUGGAAACACUGGACAAACAUAAAUUUUUGCUGCCUAAGUCCUCCUCGGUGUAUCCAUCCAACUCAGGUGAUGACUACAGCAGGGAUCCGGCUGGAUACACCCCCUCAAAACCUCCCAGCACUGUAUACCCCGGAGCCUUCUAUAUGGCAGACGGGCUCCACAACUCGCCAGACCUGUGGAGCUCCCCCGGUGCCAUGAGCCAGUCCAGCUACGGGGCCAUGCUGGGCAGUUCCUCCUCCCCUCUCCCGCAGUCCACCAGCUUCAACAGUUUACAUCAGCACGAACGCAUGAACUACCAGCUGCAUUCAGGAGAGGUGAAUGGUGGGCUGCCCUCCGUGUCAGGCUUCUCCUCUGCCUCCACCCCGUACGGCGUCUCCAGCCACACGCCGCCGAUCAGUGGGACCGACACCAUGAUGGGUAACAGAGGAACCACGGCUGGGAGCUCGGGAGACGCUCUUGGGAAGGCACUAGCUUCAAUUUAUUCCCCAGAUCACUCUAGCAAUAACUUCUCAUCAAACCCCUCCACACCGGUCGGCUCCCCGCAGGGCCUUGCAGGCACAUCCCAGUGGUCUCGAGCGGGCGGACAGGGUGCCUUAUCUCCCAGCUACGAAGGGAGCCUCCACACUUUACAAAACAAAAUGGAAGACAGGUUGGACGAAGCCAUCCACGUGCUGAGGAAUCACGCCGUGGGCCAGACGGCCGCCAUGCCAAGCAACCACGGGGACAUGCAUGGGCUGCUGGGCUCUGCACCCGCACACAGUGCUGCUGUGGGCAGCCUGGGCCAGGCCUUCCCUGCCUCUGUCAUGUCCCUGGGAGGUCGACACCCCAGCCUGGUGGGAGGAGGUCACCCUGAAGACGGGCUGUCCAGCACCCCCAGCAUGCUCCACAACCAUGUCACACUUCCAUCACAGCCCAGCUCACUCCCCGACCUCAACAGGCAGCAGGACACGUACAGUGGCUUGUCAGGGGGGCUGGGGCGAAGCAGCGUCUCCUCGGGAACCAACGAGAUAAAGAGGGAAGAGAAGGAGGAUGAGGAGAACACAUCAGUGGCAGAUAACUCUGAAGAGGAGAAGAAGGAGCUGAAACCCUCCCGGAAUAGAACAAGGUGCUCUUUGAACAGUCAAGAUGAGGAUGAGGAGGACGAUCUUCUUCCCCCAGAGCAAAAAGCCGAGAGAGAGAGAGAAAGGAGGGUCGCCAAUAAUGCCCGUGAGCGCCUGCGGGUCCGGGACAUCAACGAGGCCUUUAAAGAGCUCGGACGCAUGUGCCAACUGCACCUAAACAGCGAAAAACCACAGACCAAACUGCUAAUCCUCCACCAGGCCGUAUCAGUCAUACUGAACCUGGAGCAACAAGUUAGAGGUCAGUGAGGGUCCCGGAGUGGUGAUAUUUUGACGUAUCUGAUCGGCACGGGGCUGUCUGUCUGUCUGUCUGUCUGUCUUCUGUGACGUGUGCUGUGGUGCCUUGCGCUCUCUCUCCCCUGUGCCCUUGCAUUCCCGAGGCUG